Alternaria atra is the source of this 4491-nucleotide messenger RNA. RefSeq lists its product as uncharacterized. The coding region runs from base 1 to 4491 and encodes 1496 amino acids. Gene Ontology annotation, molecular function: glutamine synthetase activity; hydrolase activity. NCBI's taxonomy places the organism in Eukaryota, Fungi, Ascomycota, Dothideomycetes, Pleosporales, Pleosporaceae. The record is from RefSeq and is a predicted model, not a curated record. The transcript has 5 exons.
AUGGGUUCGCUAGCUCGAAAUGUUCCGAGCCUGCCAAUAGCCCAACCCGACCAUAUAUCCACCAAACACGCAGCGUCUACAAUCAGUGCCUUCCCAUUCGGCGCCCCAUACCCCUUAUCGCAGAAGACUCCGCAAACCAAACCGCAGGAACACGUGAGCCGAUCGGGAGAACACACCGCAAAUGUCGUUACCGCUGAGACGCAUUUCGACAAUUUCAAUACAAAGAUUUCAAAUGCAGGAACUUUGUCCAGGGCCGAACGCAGUCAAUUCUCACAUCAGACCUGGAUAGCAUGUCGUCCAGUUGACGGUAACGCUUGGGCCUACAACGUUAUGGUGGUCAAGCAUCUGACAAAAAUUCGCUGGGAUCCCACACGCAUCCUUUCCAACCUCAAAUUCUUUGAUGUCCCUCCCACCUAUACGCCCGAAAACCUCGACUUCCUAAGGUGCCUCGAGGUUUCCGGUGUACUUCUUCCCCAUGCUUCUCGGGUCCAUCACCGCCUAUAUGUUAAAAUGGUCAGAGCAGCUACAUCUGCGGCAGCUUCAACAAGUUCAUCACAAGAUAUCGAGCUACUCGCACUGAUUCGAUUAACCUUUCAGAGCUGUUCACGCAGCACAAAAGCAAUACAAGUCAUUGUAGACGACCUUUUAAUACUGGCAAACAAGAUCAAGGCAUCUGCCAUCAAAAGGUCGCUACUUUCUGAACUGGCUGGCAUUAAUGACGCAAAACAAAGCAUAAAACUUUUAGUUGCAAGCGCUGCCCAGGACCAUUCUUCUUGCGCUCUUGUUGAAGAAAUGCUUCUUUUCUUGCCUAAAGAACAACUUCGAUUACAACUCCAAUCAGUUACGCGGUCUCUCGUCGAAGCCGUUGAGCGGAAGAGUCGGUUACCAACUGGUACAUACUGGCAUCGCCUACGUGUGUGGUUGGCUGUCCUCGAAAAUCUCGACGCCAGAUCCGACGCUGGCUACAGUAGUACUGGCUAUACAAACGUCGCCUUCACGGAAGUGGUUGAGCAUGUCUUCAAGAGGAGCAAUUCGGGCAUAGUGCGACCGCAUAUCAUGCUCUAUGCUCUCGUAUUCCGAGUAGCACGACAGCAGCCGGCGUAUGCUAAACACAAGGAAAGCUUGUUGCGGUUUAUCUAUGCUUCCGCCGUCUCUGCGCUACAGCAACAAGGCACAGAAAAGAUGGAGGAGGAUAUAGUGAUGAUCUUCUCAGAUAUGCGGAGAGCCUCCCUGCCGUAUGAGCCAGUAGUGAGCAUUGCUGCCGAUCUCUUCGCAUCACAUGCCGAUCUGCACUCCGUGCACAGAUUCCUCUUCGCCCUGGACAAGCAUAAAUUUCUACUGGAUAGAGCAUCCAGUAUACAAACUCGCAUCACUACAGAACUGCCUUUGCUCCGACAACACACAGACGCUCAGGCACUCGACCGGUGCGGACAUCAUGCGUUUGCAUUACGAACAUGUCAGAACAUACUCGAUUCCCUAAAAAAGGUCACUAAGUCAGGCAUCUCGAGCGCACCCCUCCACAUCCAAGAGGAGAUCGAAACCCUGCAAGCUCAUAGGGAUUUUACCGCAAUCCUCGAUGCCGCCUCGAACGAUCACGCCAUACCGCAAACCUAUGCGAACCUUACUGCCAAUAUCGCACCCUCUCAGCGUGCAAUCCUUAUACAUCAGUUAGCCCACCACUACUCCCUUGAUGUCACUCGUUCGCAUCGCGCGACCUGGCGUUCCAUCUACGCUCUUUAUAACUACCUCGAGUCGUACUCCCUGACAAUCGGUCCUCUGUUUACCAAGGCCGUAGUCCGAGCCGCCAUUAUUCGACCCAUGAUGGAGCAUAGAUUCAUCAGUGCGAGGAGACUAAUCUGGGUAUGUCAGCUGGUUGCUAGGGUUGAAGGCACAAAUGUAGCAAAGCAGAUUGAGAGUAGUUUCUGGCGCUGGAGAGGUAACGUGAUCAAGCAUGCCAAGGAGGUGCAUGUUGCCGCUCGUGGUGAUCGCAAGGCGAAGGCCAUGGUGGGCAGGUUGAAACAACUUGAAAUGCUGGGUCAUGACCGUUAUACCAAGGCACCCAGUAAACGCAUUGUGCGUAUCGAGACGGUUGCUGAGCGCUUGAUGGAGAACCUGGUCCGAGAUGCAUCAGAAGACGAUCUAGGCAAGACCAAGUUCCUGCCCCAGACCUGGACAAACUUCACCGACGACUUUGAGCGCGAGAUCCAAGAUGCCGUUGAAGACGACGAUGUUGCCGGAUUCAAAUCUGUCAUCUGUUACCGAACAGGGCUCGAUAUUGAGCCAGAAUAUGAGGAAGCUGCAAAGACCGUUGGGUACCCUUUCGAACGCUACGUUAAGAGCUGUGUUCGCAAACGCAACUACCGUAUCGAGAAGAAGCACCUGAACGACUAUCUUGUUUUACGCACACUGGAAAUCUUGUCAGAGCGACUACCACAUUCCGAUUCUCUUGCGAAGCCAUUUCAGCUACACACUGGUCUCGGAGACAAUGAUAUCAACCUUCUUGAGUCCAACCCGGCGUUCCUACAGCCAUUGAUUGAAAACUACCCACAGGUGCCCUUUGUACUUCUCCAUUCAGCUUAUCCGUAUACCCGCGAAGCAGGCUACCUCGCAACCGUAUAUCGACACGUGUACCUCGAUAUUGGUGAAGUCUUCCCAAUGGUCAGUAGAGAUGGUCAGAGAGCGAUCCUACGUCAGUCUAUGGAACUUGUCCCGGCCAGCAAGCUCUUGUAUUCCUCGGAUGGACACUGGUUCCCAGAGACCUAUUGGCUUGCCAAUAAACAGUUCCGCGAAGUCUGGCUUGAUCUACUCACCGAGUACGUCCAAGAAGGCGACCUAACACCGCAUCAAGCGAUUGGCAUGACGAAAGACAUCAUGUUCAACAAUUCUAACGUGCUGUAUGACCUACGCUAUGAGGCUCUCUUCGAUGAGACGGUACAAGUCGAUCCAAAACAGCUCACAUACAACCCAAAGCCUGCUACAUCCUCGCCUUAUCAGUCUCCAGCAGUAACACCAAUACCUACCAUGGGCUUCCCCAGCCGUUUCUCGGCUUCCAACACGCAAGCUAGUCGAUCAGUGUCUCCGUACAUACAGCCGGCUUUCCCUCCACCGCCAAAGGUGCCGCAAGUCUAUGACACCCAGCUCUUGGACGAUUUCAAAGAAAAGAACCCCACGGUGAAGUUCGUUUAUGUACAAUGGCUUGAUUACAUGGCCACCAUACGUAGCCGCAUAGUCCCCAUCAAGGAGUUUACACGCAUAAUAACUGAAGGAGAACGUAUUGGCAUAUCCCAGGGAAACAUGGGUACUCUUCAGAAUGACCACCUAACGCCUGUCACAAAUACUACAGGACAAAUUUACAUCGAGCCAGAUUUGCGCUCCCUCCGCAGUACGCACAACAAAGAUCCACUUCCCGCUGCAACGGUACUCAGUUACUGGCGCGCAGAAAACGGUUCCGCUCUUCCAGAAGACCCGCGAAACAACCUUGAAACGCUCAUCAAUGACCUCCAAUACAACUACGCUAUGACCCUUCUCAUCGGCUUCGAAAUAGAAGUUACGUUUCUUUCCCGAAAUCCUCCUUCCACAUCCUCCAACCCUUUCGAAGCUGAACCCUACUCCCCCUUAACAAAGACUCACGCAUGGGGCACCCUCACACCAGAACAAUGGCUCCAGCUCCCCUUCCUUGGUGAGAUCGUUCUGGCACUCGAGGACAUGGGUAUUGAAGUCCAGCAAUUCCAUGCCGAAUCGGGGCCGGGACAGUAUGAAUUCGUGCUUCCGCCUCACCCUCCUCUCCUCGCCAUUGACACGCUUAUCCAGGCGAGACAGGUCAUUGCGCAGAUAGCUAGUCUGCAUGGGCUGCGUGCGACGCUUCAUCCCAAGCCCUUUGAGAGCAUGGGUACGGCGGCUCAUGCGCAUAUCAGUCUGCACCCACCGGAGCGUGAUAUGCAGUUUUUUGUUGGGGGCGUCUUGAAGCAUUUACCUGCUAUCUGUGCGUUUAGCAUGCCUGAGGAGGUUAGCUACGGACGUGUAAGAGAAGAUUCUUGGACAGGCGGGACAUGGAUAUAUGAGCAUACUAACAUGAGCAAAAAGGUAGCAUGGGGAACCCAAAACCGUGAAACACCACUCCGACGCAUUUCCCCAGGCCGUUGGGAGCUCCGCUGUCUAGACGGUCUCGCAAACAUGUAUUUCGCGCUCUCUGCCGUUCUUGCUGCCGGCCUACUCGGUCUCGCCGCAAAUGAACCUUCCUUCCCAGAACAAGAUGUUCAAGUUAACCCUUCGACCAUGGAUGAGCAGAUGCGCACUGAGUUUGGUGUGACGAAAAGGUUGCCCAAGAGCAUGCAGGAAGCAGUCACAGCGUUGAGGGCGGAUGGUCCCCUCAAUGAGGCUUUGGAUCAGGCGUUUCUGAAGGCUUAUUUGUACAUGAAGGGCGAGGAAGCGAAGAUGUUGGGAGAUAUGAGCGAGGCUGAGCGGACGGUGUUCUUGGUGGAACGGUAUUGA